UCUUGCUAAACCCGAAAGUAAGUUUGUGACUCGGUAAUUCUAUUAACACUAAUCACGCUGCGGGGGGGAAUAUUUGAAAAAAAAGAGAGAUAGAGAGAGAGUGAAAAACUAAACCUCUUACCUCGUUCAUGUACAAAUUGAUAUCAGUGUCUGUGAGAGGAAAAAAAAAAAAAGAAUAAAGAGACAUCCUUCAUCUAGGAACUUCAUAAAAGAUUCCCAGUUAUUGGCGUUUUGAGUGUUUUCUAUACUGGAAAAUGACGUCGAGGCUCGAGUAGUUCCGAACUGAGGACGAGUGAGGUAGCCAUUCUGAUUUCAAAUGCAAUCUACAUCCCUCCCAGGCUGAAAAGGACUUUAUUUCUUCCUCUCUACGACUCUCUGUAUAUAUCUCCUCCUCUUCAUCUCGCCAUUGACCAAGACAAUUCGUCCUCUGGGAUUGUGCGAAUCAGAAUCCGUGAAGACACCCGACUCUUCGAAAUGAAUCUUCGAAGCCUCGUACUGACCUGCUUCAUUCUGCGCUGGGGAAUCGGUGCUUCUGCCGCCCGGCAUAUGCAAGAUGUACUGAAGGACCGGCGCUAUCGCAGAGAUGACGAAAUCACUCUCGAUACGAGCAUGUUUCUCAAAGAAUCGCCGUAUUUCGAAAUCCCAGUCCAGAAUGUCACGGCGAGAGUGGGAAGAACAGCCAAACUGACUUGCGUGGUGGAAAAUCUCGGACAUUUUAAGGUCGCGUGGGGAUACAAGGUCACGGGAGCUGUACUGACCGUGGCAACUCAGGUCAUCACGAAAAACACUCGGAUUUCGGUGCAGAGGGAACAGCAGUCGACCUGGGUUCUCACCAUCUCCAACGUGACCAUGAAAGACCAAGGAGAUUACUGGUGCCAGGUGAACACGUCGCCACCUCGCUCCAUCUCAGGUUACCUCUCCGUCGUAGAGCCGCCGGUGAUGGAAGGCGGCAACGAGGAGGUGACCAUCACGUCGGGCGAGAGGGCCAACCUGACCUGCCACGCGAGAGGGACGCCGACGCCAACGAUUCGCUGGAUCAGGGAGGACUAUGACCGUAUUAGGAUCAACGCUACGUAUUUCGCCUCAGACUACAUCGGCAACUCCCUGCUGCUGCGGUCCGUGAACCACCGAAGCGCCGGCGGCUACCUCUGCAUCGCCAGCAACGGCCAUCCUCCCUCGAUCAGCCGCAGGGUCAUCGUCCACGUCAAGUAUAAACCCUUGAUUCAGAAUCCUCCAUCUUCCCUGUGA
This is a messenger RNA of Penaeus chinensis, 1248 nucleotides long. RefSeq names its product protein amalgam-like. Gene Ontology annotation, cellular component: neuron projection. The record is from RefSeq and is a predicted model, not a curated record. Lineage: Eukaryota; Metazoa; Arthropoda; Malacostraca; Decapoda; Penaeidae. The coding region runs from base 475 to 1248 and encodes 257 amino acids. The transcript has 7 exons.